CCCUAGUUCUUCUUAAUCAGGAUUAGUUGAAAGGUUAAAAAUUCAUUGUCGAACAAUUAAAAUAUUACAUUAGAGUUAAUACUGGCGUAGAUUAAUAUUGUUUAAUGCACUUGUAAAUCAAAAUUAAUUUUCUAAUUUUGAUGCAAAAGUAAAGAGAAGUUUUAAAAAAAGUAAUAAAAGAAUUAUGUUAGAUAAAAGUGAUCCAUCGCCAUAAGUACAAUUAAUGUCACUGUUAUUAAAGAGAAAAACGUAUGUGCUAUAUGGAAAGUAAAUUAAGAAGGCAAAACAAUCAAACAGAGCUCAUUUCAUCUUUACUGACCACAUUUCGCUUUUACACAAUCGAUUAUAGUUCAAUCAAUUAUUUUUUACUUGAGAUUUCAUUGAGUUCGACUUCGUUUUUUUGCAAAAUUGAUUCGAGUUCUAUCCAGUGCGUUUUCAAUCUCUGCUCUUGAUUUACUCAUCAUUAAAUGAACAGUGGUCGAAUACGCAUUUGAAAUCUAAUGUGAAAGAUUUACUUUAUAACAUAUGGCGGACAAUCGGUCAAAAACAAAGAUGAACGUACUUAUUCACUUGUAGUCUAAUUUUUCUAUGAUUUGCUCUUCUCACUCAUUGAAAUAGUAAAGACAAAAAUUAAGAUGAUACUUGUAAUCAACGCCUUCAAUUCUAUAUAGGGGCAUGGAUUUCACUCAACACAAAGAGAAAAAAACAAAUGUAUCGUGGAGGAAUAAGACACAUAAAUAUGUUUAUAUUGUAGACAAUGGUUGACUUAAUAUCAAGAUUUAUUAAUGCAAUAAUUGAAUUGACUUCAUUUUUCAUUCUAAUAGUUACCAAAGAUCUUAGAAAUAUUUUUUAAGAACUUCACCAAUGAUUAGUAUGGAUCAAUAUUUGAGUAGGUUGAUUACAAAGCUUGAUAGUAGACAGCUACGGGUAUAUAUUUUUGUGGAUUUAGACCUUGUCUGGAUCUGAUAGAUUUAGACUGAAAUCUUUUUCUACGACUACCUGAUAUCCUUUGUGUACAUGAACCAGUGAAAAACUAUGGUUUUAGAUAAUUAUAGGCUACUCUUCGAGAAAAAGUCAACAUAUAGUUAUUUACAGUUGUUCACUUUUUCAGCACCUGCUGCUUAGGAAAUUAGAAGUUUUGACUUAGUUAAAAACAGUGUUAUAUCAACAAAUAAAAUUGAACAGUUAUUUGUUAAAUAAAAACCCGUCAAGCCAACAGUAACAUCAAAAUCUUCAGCUGUAUGAAAUACUUUUAGCUAACUUUCUGUGCUCGAGCCGGUCGAUCUAGGGUCUCGAAAGAUCCAUAAUUCCCUUUUUGACAUGUACAGAUUGGUUUCUUAAAAUAAAUCUCAAGCUCGAUUCAUGUCAUUUAAUUACUUAAACAGGUGCAUGCAAUAAUCAUAUUCUUUACUAAUUACUAUCCCUACAACUUAUUUAACGUUAUCUCUAUACAUUUCUUUCUUUUUGUCUUCGAAUUGAUUUACAACCUUGGGAUUUUCCAAUACGUAUAGCUGAAUAUGAUCAAUUUGCUUUAGAUAAUAAAAGUCAAAAUUAUAGACUACCAAGAUCAUAGUUUCUUUCGAAUAUAUCAACAGCUAGUGAUUCACUUUCAUUAUCAUGAAAUAAUACUAAUGGAAUAUCAUUUUCUACAUAUGAUUAUGAUAGUUAUGCAUUAAAUCAUCAUAGUACAUGAUGGUUUACGAAUUGUUUUCAAUUUCAUCUAAAUGGUGUUUAUCUUUCUUUUUUCAUUUGAUGUCAUAUAAAAAUAAAUAAUCAUAAGUUUGAAUAUAUUUUCCUAGUAGUUGCACCAUACCGAUUCACUGAAGUGGAACGAGUAUCAUGUCUGAAUUAAUAAUCUAUAAACAGAACAUGCUCGUUCAAAUUACAACAGUGGAUCGGCAGGUAACCACUUCAAUAACAACAUUCCUAUCUCCACUACAAAAGACACAUAAAUGUGUCGAGCGUCUCUAGAAGAGUCGAUCGCGUAGCCGCUAUUCAGAGAUAGGAUGGUAUCGAAGUGGGCCUGACAAUCCGAGAAAACAGAAUAAAGAAAUAGUUGAUAGAAAAUAAAGAUGCGAUGUCCCUCCAACGAUCCAAGAUAAAUCUUAAAAGACCACCAAGUCGUUGGCGACACCGCGUAUAGUUAUUGCAUUACUUCAUAAUUCAUGAGUUUCGAAGUAAGCGGUAGUCGAUCUCGAGAAAACGAACGCUAUGAAGCACGUUUUUUUCCCUUUGAAGAUGAGAUGAAAAAAUACAUGCGAAAUGCAGCAUAUUUAUACUCGUAAAAUGUAUUACACCAUCAAAAUGUAAUUACUACGUUUUUCUUACCCUCAUUUUUGCAAUUGGGUGAUGAAAGGAAGAGAAAAACAAGGAAAGAAAGCACAUAGUUACUGCGUAGUCAAUAAUAAACAAAUAUUUUCAUAAAUGGAGAGUAACCGUAAUAAUUGCAACCCUCUUGUUAAAAAAAAUUCACAUUUAUCUAGAAACAUUUCUUUUCUGUUUGUUGAAGGAUUGAGAUUUUGAACUGUUCAAGCAGCAAUUUUUUUUUUCGUGACUUACCCUUCAUAAAAAAAGAAAAGAGAGAGGUCGUCCAUAAUCAGUGCAUAAUGGGGGUCGGUCGAAUUUCUCUUAGUUUUUUUAAACAUUCUUCGUUUACUUGUGGAUCAUUAUACGUAAGAAGAAAAAAAGAAAUGUGCUUCAUGUUGUAAUACAAAUUCUUCUUGAAAAACGGAUAAAUUCUGAACUAAGUUUACAGACAUUUUUUUUUCUCAUUUAUUUAUUUAUCAGUAUUUAGAUGUUAUUUCCUAAUUGCAUACAUAGCAGCAGUAACAGAUUUCUGUUUACUAUAAUUACCAAUGUUUCAUUCAUAUUGAACCACAGAAAUUACCAGUGAAUAUUGUAGUUUAUGCAUAUCCUGGUCAACCAUUGUGAGAGGUCUACAAGUACUUUCUUUAGUAUGAUUCAAAUGUGAACGUAAAUUGUAGAAAAAGCAUUACUGUUUGUUUUCCCGAUGCAGCUUUUAUGCUUUGAACUGUAUUUAUUUUUCAAGAUCAAUAUAAGAGAGAACGCAAUCCAUUUCGCACGUUCUUGUUGUAUGAUAUUAUUUGUUUAAAAAUAAACAAUUUACAACACAACAAAGAACAGAAGGGAGAAAAAUAAUCGGUCUCCGCUGUACGGCAAUCAAAAUUGAAUCAAUAUGAUUAUCUGUUAGCAAAAAUAAAGCGCUAUUUUAUAUUCUUCAUAAGUCAAAACUCGAGAUAUAAAAUUGCACAUAACUAUUAGAAUCAUAGAAAAUAAAUCUAACCAGUGUGGCAUCAUGAAUGGUCGGUUUUUGUAUUGCUUUUUUCUUAUCAUCCAGUACGUUUAUUUUAAAAAGUAAAAUAUACCAUAAGAUGAAGGAUGAAAAGCUCUACAAGGUACAUUAACAACCUUAUUUUAUACAUUCACAUUUUGUUGUCAAAAUGCACAAAAUUCUUUACAACCAAUUUUCAAUACUGCGGACAGGAUAAUUUUAUGGUACACGACAAAUUCCUUUUUCUUAUUUCUCUGAUUAAUGAGUCACAUCAAAAUCCAUAAUCGAUGGUCGAUUUUUUUGGACCAAUUGAUAUGUGUUUCGAUUAUUUUGAUGUUUUUUUAUUACAGGCACAUACGACUUUCAGAAUAACAAAUUGUAUCUGUAUCAAUAUGUUAGUUAAUAAAAAGAAAUGAAAUCAUAAUCAAUCACAAAUGAUCACUAAACAGUUUCGAUCUCAAAUGUUAUGAAUUAUUAUGUGUGAAAUCCUAUCGCCAAUAAAAUGUAAUGAAAUAAAGUUAAACACUUUGAUUGAUUAAUUGAUUAAAUAAGAAAAGAAAUUCGUUGUUUAACAAUCAGUGAUCUUAUUCGCUGCAUCGAAAAUUGGUUGCACAGGAUUUCAUCCAUUUUGAAAACAAAAGGUUCAUAGAUAAAAUAAAAUUGUUAAUGUACCUUGUAGAGCUUUUUACGUUUCAUCUUAUGAUAUAUAUUAUUUUUAAAAUUAAACGUACUAGAUGACAAAAAAAAAGAAAUACAAAGAUUGGCCAUUUAGUUUAAUUAUCGUGAUACACUUUCUUUUAAAAAAAAAGUUUAGGAAAAAAGUGCCAUCAUUCGCUCUCUUUCUAUGUAUUAAACCACUGGUAGUAAGGACAUAUUGAAAAUAUGAUUUCAUGUCUAAACUAAUGACCACUAUUUAAGUGUUUCGAUCCCAAAAUUUACAGUAGAAAACUGCGGCUCUACGAUUUUGUAGACCUGAAUCCAACAGAUCAAGACAAGAAUUUGGUUAGUUUCACACUCGAAUAUCUUUUCACCAAUACUUGGCAUCCUUUACACAUACGACAAAAUGAUAAAUCAAACUUCUAGCCGUUUAUACGUUAUUCUUCGAAAAAACGGCCAACUUGCAGUAAUUUCUUGUUGUUCACUUUCUCGUCACUGGGUGCUUAAGAAAUUUAAAGUUUUCGCUUAGUUAAAAAAGAGCACUAUGUCAAAACGAAAUUGCAAAAACUAAUAGAUACACUUAACUCAUCCAACCAACAAUAACAUCGCAAUCUUCAAUGGCACAUGAUAUUUUUAGCUAAGCUUUCACGCCCCGCGCCAGUUGAUCUAAGGCUUCCACAAAUCCGCAGUUCCUUAUUUGACGGACAGACAUUGAAUUCUUAAAAUAAAUCUAAAACACAGUUCUGGUCAUCUAAUUACAGCAAGUCAGGUACAUGCAUUGAUCGUAUUCUUUACUACUACCCCGACAACUUAUACAACGUUGUCUUUAUUUUAGUCUUCGAAUCAAUUCCCAAUAUCGAGGUUCUCCAAUAGAUAUACCUGAAUAUGAUCAAUUUGCUGUAGAUAAUGACCGUCAAAAUUAUAAACUUCAAAUAUUAUACUUUCUUUCGAAUAUAUCAACAGUUUGUGAUUCACUUUCAUCAUCAUGGGAUAAUACUAAUGGAAUAUUAUUUUCUACAUAUGAUCAUGAUUAUGAUAGUUAUGCAUUAAAUUAUCAUGGUACAUGA
Molecule: messenger RNA, 5016 nt
Organism: Rotaria sp. Silwood2
Lineage: Eukaryota; Metazoa; Rotifera; Eurotatoria; Philodinida; Philodinidae
Source: the annotation of a GenBank genome assembly